AUGGCUCUCAGCGCGGCGCUCGGCCGGGGCGACCGGGGCUCGGGCAACAAGGAGGGAGAAGCAGGUUGUUUCCAGCGGGCAUCUUUCCCGAGUCUCUGCGACCGGCCCCCACUAGGCCUCAGCCUCUGUCUCCUCAUCUCCAGCACACGCGAGGUAACCUGGCUGGUGCAUCAGAACUCUCUUUCCAAGGACAGGAGUGAGCCCCGUCACCAGGGUGGCAGGGGGCUGCCACGGCAGUUCCCAGAGCGCGGCGACAGCUGGACAGGGCUGCACAGGCAGCGCCCUCGGGCACGGCUGUGGGGUCUCAAGGAGCAGCCCCUUCCCCCCGACACUGGGCAGUUUUCAGAAGGCGAGCUGGAUCUGGAAUCCCUUGACACCUACGUACAGAACACACUCUCUGCCCUCUACCCACCUUUUGAGGCCACAGCAGCCACGGUGCUCUGGCAGCUGUUCAGCGUGGCCGAGAAGCUCUACGGUGGGGACGGGCUGCGCUGCCUCAUGGACUUCCUCAUCCCAGCCAAGAGGGCCCUGCAGCACCUGCAGCGGGAGGCCUCUGCCAGGUACGCAGGCCUCCUCUUCCUGCACGAAGGGUGGCCGCUCUGCAUCCACGAGAAGGUGGUGGUGCAGCUGGCGCCCCUGCGCGGAGUCAGGCUCAGGCCUGGGGACUUCUACCUGCAGAUCACUGUGGCGGCCGGGAGGCAGCCCGCCAGACUGGUCUUGAAACGCCUCUCCCGGCUUGGACAAGGCUCGGAGGAAGUCACCGUCCCUGAGACCAUGUACAGCUGUGUCUUCACGGGAGAGUUCCUGGAACUGGUGAACGGGGAGCAGAACAGUGUCCCCUUGCAAAACUGCUUGCUGACCUCGGGCUCGGCGGUCUACCGCACCCCCUGGAACAACGUCACAGACCCUGUCUUUGUCCCCACCACCGGAACCAACCUGCCCAGCUGCCCCAGCGGUCCCGGGCCUCAGCAGCCACCACCCGGCAGCGCCUCAGAGGCUCCAGCCCCGGCACCAACCGUGGCCAGCCCCGCUCCCCAGGGAGGCAUGCCUUCCAAGCACACCCCAACCCUGCCCCACUGCAGUAGGCAUCCCAGCAGUGACCAGCCCCGCCGUCUUCCUUCCCCGAGAAGGGCUGAGUGCGAAAGCCGCAGGACCCUGUCCGGGAGUCCCAGUGGAGGCCUCACGGGGGUUGGCCCCUCAGAGCAGGGCCCCUGGGAGUGUCCUGAGAGCCCUGAAGGACCAGGAGGGAGGCUGGACCCCAUGGACAAGGAGGACGGCUCCAAGGCCCUCGCCUUCCACGCAGAGGGGGGCAGCCCAAGCUCCAGGAGGCGGCCGCCCAGGGCCCCAGACAGUGUGGAGGCCAGACGCUGGUUCAGGAAGUCCUACAUGGAGGCCCUGCAGAACCCUAUGCCCCUGGGCUCCAGCUCUGAGGAAUCCAUCGGGGACGAGGCCUGUGGCUCCCAGACCCACGGCCGCAGGGCCAGGGGGGCUAGGGCAGCGGCCAGUCUUACCCAGAAAGAGAUCCCUGGCCCUGCGGGAGACCUCCAGGAGAUCCCGAGACAAGAGAGUGGUCCAGGAGCUGCAGGGAGGACCCUUCCCAGGAGGUCUCGGUCCUGGGAUAGGCCCCUCAGAAGCUCCCGAGGUGACACCCGGCGGGCCUCCCAGCACUUAGCCAGCACCAGGCCCGGGGGUCUCCUGGGAGGACAAGCUGUGGGGACCAGAACCACAGGCUCCAGCUGUCCAGGCACAGUGGAGAGUCCCAACUGCACAGGAGAGGAAGCUGACGUCUAUGCAGAGGGCAGCAGCUUCCAAGGAAGCAGCCCCACCCGGUGUUCAGACCUGCUUGCUGAGCCGCUGUGCCCCGAGGGUGAAGGGUGGACGCCUGGCACAGGAGACCUGCCCAGCCAGGCGCCCAGGCAGGAGCUGGAAAUCAACCAGGAGCUACUGCAGUCCGGGGCGGUCACCCUCCCAGGAACCCGAGACCGUCAGGGAAGAGCGGUGGUGCAGGUCUGUACAAGGGGCCCACUCUGGUCCAGCGAACACGUGUCCAGUGCCGAGCUAACCCGUCUGCUGAAGUACCUCCACACCAUCCCCAGGAAGGAGGUGCGGGAGCUGGGGCUGGUCAUCCUGGUGGACGCACGCAAGAGCCUGGCCACGCCCGCCCUCUCCCAGGCCCUGGCAGCCCUGCAGAACACAUCUACUCCCUUAAUUCAUAGUAUUUUGCUGCUGGUGGAUAAAGAAUCAGCAUUUAGGCCUGACAAGGAUGCAACAAUUCAGUGUGAGCUGGUGGGUUCCCUGAAGGCCCUGCACAAAUUUGUCGACAGCUCCCAGCUGACUGCAGACCUCGAGGGAUCCUUUCCCUACAGCCACAGUGCCUGGAUCUGCUUCCGUCGGAAGCUGGAGCCCUUCACCUCAGACUGCGAGGAAGCCAUUGUUUUCCUACAAAAUUCAGUCCACUCCCUGAACUCCCCCAGGACCCCAAGCACAGCACAGGAGGUCGCAGAGUUGAUCAGCAAGCACAGGGCGAUGAUGAAGCAUGUCCUGGAAGACGCGCGGCUGGUGGCCCUCCGGCUGGAAGGCAGCACCGUGCUGGCACGGCUGAGGAGGGAGGAGCACGGCGCCGGCCAAGACUACCAGGACACCAUCGAGGCUGCCUGCAGGCUGUACGACCAAGUGGACGAAGAGGUCCACAGGCUGGUCCUCGCCUCCAACAGGUGUCUGCAGGCACUGGAGGAGCUCCAGGAGCGAGGACACCAGUCAGGGCUCCAGGGGGGAGGUGACCAGCUCACGAGUGGGGUGGGGGCCACUGGAGGCCCCCUGCUGGGCCCACCUCCUAGGCGCGUCUGCUCCUCAGAGAUGCCGCCUCCGACCCCCGAGGGGAGGGCCUGGCUGCACGUCAGGGAGGAGAGAGCAGCCCGGGCCCUGCGGGGUGGACGGGGCGUGCACUGGGGCCCCUGCCUCUCCACAGCUCCCAGUCUCCCUCACCUCCUCCUCAGCUUCGCCACCUGCUCAGGACGCCCAGGGCCCCCAGUGUCCCUCCUUCCCAGCCUGUCUGUUGUCCCCAUCCUUCAUACCUUGAAAGGGCUGCGGCUGAUGGAAGAGGACUUGCAAGGCGCAGAGGAAGGGACCCAGGACUUCAGAAGGAGUCUGAGCACCAAGGCCGGCCUGGCUGAGCGGAGGGAGGGCGAGCUGGCCAGGCAGGCCCUCGGGUCCGAGUUCUGCGAGACGGUGAGCAGGCAGACGCUGCGGUACAGUCAGUACCUAGAGCACCUGGACCCAGAGCUGGUCACCAAGGAUCUGAAGCGCUGUCGCCGGGAGGCCGUGCAGAGCUUCCCCAGGGCGAGUGUGGUGGUGGUGGGCUCCGGCGGCCAGUGGGCGCUGCCACGGGGCCAAACCUUGUGGCUGCAGAGCCGGCCGACCCGACGCCACUGGCAAGAGGCCCUUGGAGAGGCAGCCCCGGGCCCCGGCACCCUGCCUCUGGGCUGGAGCCCCCUAAAGCACGAGCUUGCCCAGGGACCUGAGGGGCAGCCCCUUCAGCCUUCCUGGACCCCUCCCGCUGACCCCGAGGGCCGAGCUGGGGAGUGGGCCCGACUGCUGCCCAGCCUCACCGGACAAGCUGCUGUGUGUGGGCAGGAGGGACAGCAGCUGCACCUGCUCCCCGCCCACCCCAGGAAGCACCCCCUGAAGAAAAUUAGGAAGAAAGCACAAAGCUUCACGAUUCCUCAGCUUGACAGUGGCCCCAGCGACUCCCUCUGGCUGGGCCACACUGGGGUCUUUAUCAAAGGCCUGGAGGUGACCGGCACCACCGUGGCCUCAGAGAAGCAGCCCCUGCUGAGGCCACGUGCCGAGAGCCCUCGGCUCCCUCGGAACCGGAGUCUGUCCUCUCCCUCCAAGAUCCACCCCUCCGAGGAGGAUGGGAAGGGGCGAGCUGGAAGGGCGUGUAAGCUGGAGCGAUGCCGGCAGCGCCCCUGGGCCGUGGGCCACGUGUUCCUGAGAUAUGAGGAGCAGCUUGGCAAGCACCUGCUCUACAGCAAGAACAAGCGGGCGGACGCCCUGCUCUGCAUCCACGGCAACGCCUUCUUCAAGGACGAGCAGCGGGAGCUGGGCGACAAGACGUACCUGGCCUCCUACCUGCUGAAGCCCGUGCAGCGCGUGGGCAAGUACGCACUGCUGCUCCGGCCGGUCCAGGAGCAGGCGCUGGGCGAGCUGAGGGCCGCCAAGGACGUGGUGCGCUUCCAGCUGCGCCACGGCAACGACCUGCUGGCCCUGGACGCCGUCCGCGGCUGCGACGUGGAUCUGAAGGAACAGGGGCGGCUGAGAUGCCAGGACGAGUUCCUCGUUUGCUGCAGAGGGAAGAAGCACCUGAGGUGUGUGUUCCUGUUUGAAGGCCUCAUCCUGUUCAGCAAGACCCAGAAGGUGGACGGAGGCCACGAUGUGUACGCGUCAAGGAGUCCUUCAAGGUACCGCAUGGCACAGAUCGGGAUGAUGGUGAACGUCAGGGACAGUGGCUUGAGGUUUGAGAUCUGGUUCCGCAGGCGGCGGAAAUUCCAGGACACCUACGUUCUCCAGGCGAGCUUCGCGGAGAUCAAGACCGCCUGGACGGACGUGACAGGGAAGAUCCUGUGGCAGCGGGCUCUGCGGACCGAGCUCCCAGAUGCCCUCAGCCCCGUGGCGUCCGCUUUCUGCCCCGCCCUCCCGGCCGCUGCGCCGAUGGCCAGCCUGUGGUCUCCCCACAGGGUGGUCGCUCAUCCAGCUGGCUGCCACACACGCCAUCUCCAUCGCAACCCCUCCAAGCUGGCCGUCCUUCCGGCGGCUCUGACCAUCCCGUUAGAAUUCAGGACACAGGAGAUGGUGUCCACGGGGACAGGCAGCAAGCCGUUCAUGGACAUCAAGCCCAGCAACGCGGCCAUAAGCGACCGGGCCGUCAGUUACACCGGGAAGGGAACAGAGACACAGACCCGAGCGUCCAGAGCUGUGCCCUCCUGUGACCACACCGCCCCCCUCAAGAGACCGCACUCCACCCUCUCAGACAGCAGCACAUCCUCCUCCAGCAGCCGGUCCUCCUCCCCCGGGGGCCGCUGCCCCCGCACGCGCCCACAAGCCCCGCCUGCUCCCCCUGUCCAGGUGCCUCUGCGCGAAGUGCUGGGUGUGAGCUGCUCAGAACAGGCAGCGGCCAUGGGGAGCACGCACCGUCGCCUGCCCAGAGCAACCGCGCUCUCCUGGACACGUCCCUCAGGCUCCAGGACCGCGGGUGGCUCCCAUCUGGGCUGCGGCAGCCUCUGGGGCCCCACCCUGAGGAGUGACCCCAUGGGCCUGGACUCUGCGGCCGCGACUCUGGGGUGGCACAGGACAGGCCCCUGGGAGCGCGCCUCCCGUGCCGUCCUGUCCCGCUUUCUGUCAAAGCCGCGUGGCCCUUAUUGCCGCAUUUUGUGCUGUCCCCCGCUUGGGCUCACUCUUACCGCCCAGGACCGGGAAUUCCGAGUCUUCCCACCGCCCGUCAGGGGACAGCGGCCCCAGCCUUGCGGGCCAUCCCUGAUGCUCGCGGAGCUGUCCUCUGACGAGGACUGUCAGGGUGUCUCCCUGGCCCCUCCCGGGAGGGCUCACAGCAGCAGCCUGACAGGGACCAGUUCAUCACGACUAGGCCUGGCUCCGUCUCCAGCGAUUCUGAGUCACUUAGAGAGAUUUGCAGGCCUCCUGAAGCAUCACCUGGACUUUGCCUGCCAUGCGGAGGCUGCACCUGUGCCAUCCAGCAUGUGCUGGUUCCGGGCUCGGCAGAGCCCCGACUCCAGGCGGGCCUUGUUAGAGCCCCUGCAGUCCUGGGUGAAGGAGGGCUACUGGUUCGCCAAGGAGGUUUCUGAACCCAGCCCCAGAUGGACCAGGGACAAAACCCCUCACGUCUUGGGCGUCUGGACGGUGGUUUGA
Molecule: messenger RNA, 5922 nt
Organism: Mesoplodon densirostris (Blainville's beaked whale)
Lineage: Eukaryota; Metazoa; Chordata; Mammalia; Artiodactyla; Ziphiidae
Gene: PLEKHG4B
Product: pleckstrin homology and RhoGEF domain containing G4B
Molecular function (GO): guanyl-nucleotide exchange factor activity
Source: RefSeq, a predicted model, not a curated record